AUGGCGGAAGUCAGUCGCAAGCGCGCGCCAGAGGGCGAUGGCGCUGCGACUACGCGCAAGAAGUUGAGGCCCUCAGAGCUCCCGCUUUCGCAAGCGAAACGAUCAGCUAUCGACAGCCUCGUGCACAUGUUUCGCAAGAAGGGCGCAUACGACAAUAUACGCAGAGACCUGAUGAAGCAAUACGUCUCAGGACCUGCUAAAGAUGAACUUCAAGCCGCGCUCAAGGAGCUCGUCGACCGCGAAACCGAUCGUAACCCCUCUCUGCUGUCCAAGGAUCCCCGCAUGGCGACCACACUCAUAGAAGGCGCUGGUGAGCGCAGCGACAUAUAUGGCAACAUCAUGAACACGGUCAAUACUCUGCUGGAUAAACUGAUCGACGAGCAUGGCGUGCCAAAGAUGCGCGAGUACCGCGCUCAGGAGAUUGGUGCUGAAGCAGCUGCUGAAGAGGAAAAGCGAGGCAGCAAGAGCGAAGAACAGUGGGCUCAAGAGGCAGAAGCUCGUAGAGAGGAGCGUGAGGCUAGGCGGGAAAAGGAGCUUGAGGCAGAGCGCGAGAGAGAGCGUGAGGAGAGAGCGAAGAAGGAAGAACGCAAGCGCCGCGAGAAGGAAGAGGAUGAAGCUCGUGAGAGAGCGCGGCAAGAGGAGAAGGAGCGGAGGCGCAAAGAGCGGGAAGAGCGCGACAAGGAAGACGAGGAGCGCCGCCGCAAGGAUCGAGAGAGAAUUGACAAAGAGAGAGAAGAGGAGCGUCUACGCCUCAAAAAGGAGCGAGAAGAGCAUGAGAAGAGCCGCGAAGCCCGUCUCAAGAAGAUCCGCGAAGAAGAUGCCGAACGAGAGCGCCGCAUACAAGAAGAGCUAGAUCGGGAUCGAGGUGGACGCCAUCGUGGUCGUCGUGGCCGCAGCAGGACCCCCGAUCGUGAUAGCGAUCGUCGCGGACGAGACAGGAGUAGGCGAAGAAGCAGGACAAGGACUAGGUCACCCGAACGCCGCCCAUCCAUCAAGCCUGAAGACAUCAAAGUGGACGAUGAUUUGGCAUUACAGCUUCUACUACAGGAAAGCGAGCAAAUGAAGAAAUCACGACAGCGACCUGUGCUCGAACGGUCAGAAUCGCUGGAACCUCCUAUGCGAAAAGCGCAACCUCCCAAGUCGCUUGUUCCCCGUGAUCCCAUCGCUGCUCGACUGGCGAGGCUCGAAAGCAAACCCGCUUCCCCCUCGCAAAGGUCACCCAGCAAGGACGCCAAAUCUUCUGCUCCAGGUACGGGAGCGAAGGGUGAAGAUGUCACCAUGACGGACGCUCCAUCAGCAACAGAAUCAGCCAAAGCUAGAUGGGACAAACCGCCUGAGCUGCCCUCGAAGCGAGGUCGAUCAAGAUCACCCGUCUCGACAGAGACCGACGCUCUUCCCGCUACGAGGACGACCGCCGGUCCCGCCGAGACGACGACAGACACUCCUACAGACCCUCGCGUCGAGACAGUCGUAGCCGCUCCCGAGAAACCCACACUUCCCGUCGUAAAUCCCGCUACGGAACACGCAGUCCGUCACCGCCUCGCGAGGAGCGUCGCAGAGAUCGUUCUCGUUCUCGAGGUGGCAGACGGGAGCGUGAGAGGUCUCCUGCACCUGUACGUCGCCGUCACCGUUCUCGCUCUAGGAGCCCGGAGAAUAUCGAUCGAUACGUACCUGGCGGUGGUGGCGGUGCUGCGAGUGGUAGUGCACGGAAGCCGCGCGAAGAUAGUCGGGACCGUGACCGCAAGCGCGAGCGCGAUGACAGUCGGCCUCCGAGAAAGAGAGAUGAUAGUCGGGAUCGAGGCGCGCGCAGUUACAGGGCGAGAGACUAUGAUCGAUGGGAUGGGGGCAGGGAUAGGGGAGUAG
Molecule: messenger RNA, 1863 nt
Organism: Alternaria atra
Lineage: Eukaryota; Fungi; Ascomycota; Dothideomycetes; Pleosporales; Pleosporaceae
Exons: 3
Coding region: 1-1863 (620 amino acids)
Source: RefSeq, a predicted model, not a curated record